Acanthosepion pharaonis is the source of this 708-nucleotide messenger RNA. The record is from the annotation of a GenBank genome assembly. NCBI's taxonomy places the organism in Eukaryota, Metazoa, Mollusca, Cephalopoda, Sepiida, Sepiidae.
AUGCAGAUUGACCACAGAUUCUCGAUUGUUCAUAUCUAUCUAUCUAUCUAUCUAUCUAUCUAUCUAUCUAUCUCAUCUGUUCAUAUCUAUUUCAAUCUGUUAAUAUCUAUCUCAAUCUGUUCAUAUCUAUCUAUCUAUCUAUCUAUCUAUCUAUCUAUCUAUCUAUCACGGUCUGUUCAUAUCUAUCUAUCUAUCUAUCUAUCUAUCUAUCUAUCUAUCUAUCUAUCUCAGUCUGUUCAUAUCUAUCUCAAUCUGUUCAUUUCUAUCUAUCUAUCUAUCUAUCUAUCUAUCUCAGUCUGUUCAUAUCUAUCUAUCUAUCUAUCUAUCUAUCAAGAGACAGUGCAGUUGUGGCUGAAACUGUGCUGCAGUGACCCGUGCAGUCAUCUUUCAAAGCAAAUACGAAUGCACCAAAAGAUUAUCACGCAAUCAACUCAUAAGACACAAUAUCUCCGAACUGUUGAUGAUGGGGAAAACAAAAUUCAUUCUCUCUCCCCGCAACGCUCAAUUACACCUUCUGUCGUGGUUUUUCUCUCUUUUCCACGUUUUCCUUCUUUCCUUCAAUCAUUUCUCUUCUUUUUUUUUUCAUAUCAGUUCUUCAUUUUUACCACUGAAUAUCUUUUCUCACGUCGAUUUUCUCUAUUGCCCUCUUGUCUUUUGCAUUUCUUUUCUCUACAUUCCUUUUGGCGCAUAUUUUUUUAUGAUACUUAA